AUGGCAAGCUUCGACGUCAAAGCUUAUAUCACGGGAGCAAAAUGCUUGGAGCCCGGCGGCCCGGUUUGUCACCCCGGAGACGCAGUCUUCGUAGGGACCGAUGGCCAGUUUUAUAAUCCACAGACUGAGUCCCCGAUUGCCGCACCAGUCAAAAACACCAAUAUUGAGUUUCAUGUCGACAAACGUGGGGGGACUGAGAAUAUAGUUCUGCCUGCUUACUUAAAGUCAGCUCGUAUAUGGCUCGUGGCCGACGGCGAGAGCCUAGUGUUCAGUGCACACGUUGACGGCGGCAAUCUUUUCAUGGACAUGCCCUCAGCCACGACGGAUGCGACGGAUCCCAACCAUAACAGACGGUUUAGUUUCGUCGAGUUUGACAGUAAUCCCGAUGAGCUUUACGCCAAUCUAUCGUUCGUGGACUGGGUCAGCUUGGUUCUCGGGAUAUCCCUAAAGACGAAGAACGGGACGGAGCCUCAGACUAUCCCGGGUCUCAUGAAAGACUCUGUGGACAACAUCUGCAAAGCUGUUCAAGAGCUUGGAGGCGCUUGGGCAGGUUUGUGCAUCAAACGAGCAGAAGACCAACAAACACUGCGCAUCCUCUCGCCGAAUCUGAACAACAGUCUUCACCAAGACUUCAUACCCGACUAUUACGAUAAAUACGUCAACGCCGUUUGGGAAAGAUAUAUCAACACCCAGGACGACGGAAACUGCCAUAAAGUUGACAAAGGCCAUGAAGUCAAGUGCCAGGUAGACGUCGGCACACAAAAUUUAACCUGCGACGCUGGGACCCCAAACCAGUACCUCAAGCCCACAACAGCUGAUAUCUGGGGCUGUGACUCGGGGCCCUUCAAGAUCGAUGGGAAUGAUGAGAUCUCCAAAGAGAUCGUCAGCCGUAUAAGUGCUUCUUUCGUUCGGAGCACUCUGCUGCUAGACGGAGGCGACAUCCAACCCUCAGUUGGCAUGGCCAAGUACUACAAUCCCGGUGGGGAUUACCCGACCAACCAAUACUCCAGGAUCGUCCACGAGCAUCUGAUAAAUGGAAUGGGUUACGCAUUUGCGUACGAUGAUGUUAACCCCGUCGGCGAGAACGCGGCUGGCGUCUUGAAGUCACCGGACGCUGACACUCUUACGGUGUAUGUUGGGGAAUAA
Molecule: messenger RNA, 1146 nt
Organism: Pseudomassariella vexata
Lineage: Eukaryota; Fungi; Ascomycota; Sordariomycetes; Amphisphaeriales; Pseudomassariaceae
Exons: 2
Coding region: 1-1146 (381 amino acids)
Source: RefSeq, a predicted model, not a curated record